GCCCACAGUAGCUUGUGAAUAAAUAAUUGUCACUUAUAACACUUGCAAGCAUUGCAGACUCUCUAGCAACCAGCUUUCUCCAUCCAACUGAUCUGCAAGAGGGACCGGACUGCACUGGGCAGGAAGGAGCUGCUGCAAUGCCUGGUCUCCUGAUCUCAUCACUUUCAUGCUUCUACCUCCUCCUCCUCUUUCCACUGAUCUCGAAGUCUGACUCUGAAGAGCAAGGUGUUGUAGUCACCAGCAGUGGUCCAAUCAAGGGCAAAGAUCUUCCAGUUGGCUCUGGCUUUGUGUCUGCCUAUCUGGGCAUCCCUUAUGCUGAGCCCCCGCUGGGAAAAUUACGUUUCCAGAAGCCUGUUCCACAUCAGCCAUGGAGUCAAGUCUUCGAGGCUACCCGUUUUGGCAACGCCUGUCCCCAGAUAAUAUUUUCGGGCUUCCCUGAGGCAGACAUUUGGGUUGCCAAUCGACCACUCUCAGAAGAUUGUCUCUUUCUCAAUGUCUGGGUUCCUCAUCCACCACCUUCUUCACCAACUCCUGUCCUUGUCUGGAUACAUGGAGGGGGAUUUUUCCAUGGCAUAUCCUCCUUAGAUAUAUAUAAUGGAGCACAUUUAGCUUAUCAUGAGAAUGUCAUUGUAGUCACCAUUAAUUACCGCCUGGGGGCUCUAGGCUUCCUCUCAUUGCCACCAGCUGCCCCAGGAAACAUGGGCCUCUUGGACCAACAGCUGGCACUGAAGUGGGUACAGGAGAAUGCAGCUGCCUUUGGUGGAGAUCCAACUCGCGUGACCCUUUUUGGCCAUAGCGCUGGUGGAGUCUCCGUGGGCUUCCAUCUUCUCUCACCAAAUAGCCAGCCCCUGUUUGCCCACGCUGUGCUUCAGAGUGGGGCUCCCAAUGCCAUCUGGUCUUGGAAAAGUCCUGAGGAGGCCAAGCAGAACGCCCUUAAUUUCAGCCAGCUCCUGGGCUGUGCAGAAGGCAACGAUACUGCUGUGGUGAGCUGCCUCCAGGAAAAAGAUGCCAUGGAAUUUGCUGAGCAUGAGCAAUUCCUAUAUCAUGCAAGCAAGUUCAUUCUGGACAUUCCCUUCGCACCAACAACAGAUGGGGAUUUUUUGCUUGAUGCACCGCAAAGGCUUGUGGAGGCCGGGAAAAUUCACCAUAAACCAAUUCUCAUUGGUGCCGCCUCUGAUGAAGGGUCUAUUUUUGUGACAUUUCUUUUUGCUGACACCAAUCACAGCCUAAUCAGUUGGGAGCAAUUUCGGAAAGGGAUAUCGAUGACACUGCGAAAGGGUACUGAAGAAGCGGUUCAGGCUGUGUUGCUGGAGUACAGCAAAGAAGACCACGGUUUGGCAAAGUACCGUUGGUCCCUGUCACAGUCCGGUGGUGAUUUCCUCUUUGUAUGUCCAGCUGCCACGUUUGCUGCAAAGCUCAGCGAAGCUGGGAGUCCUGUGUACAGUUAUUCCUUUACACAUCACACCUCCGCCUCUGCUUGGCCUGAAUGGACUGGAGCACCCCAUGGUGCUGAGGUACCUUAUUUGUUUGGAACCCUGGAAUCAGCCGUGGGCGCCAACCGAACAUACACAAAGGCCGAGGGUGCACUGAGCCGCAGGAUGAUGCGGUAUUGGGCUGAAUUCUCCAGAAGUGGGAAUCCCACAGGAUCAGUGGCCAAUGAGGUACAAUGGCCGCUCUAUAAUGCCACCCAGCAGAACUACUUCCAACUUAGCACUGAGCCAUCCCAGGUUAUGGAGACAUCUCCUGCAAGACAUUGUGGUUUCUUGGAAAGUCUUUUUUUGAAGGCUGCAAAUCCACACACGUUGGGAGAGGAUCAUGUUUCUCCAGGCAAAGAGGAAGAUGGGAGGACAGAAGACAGUACUCAAUAAAAGGAAUCCCCACGAAAGGUCAGCAGGGAUGCACAGGGCUGAAUAGAGCUAGGGGAUGAUACACAGCUCAUAAGGACGGGGAAGAGGUAGAAAUGAAGGAUAGAAAGAACGAGUGGAUAGAACAUACUGAAGCAAAGCAUUCCCCACUUCCUCUUUUUCCCUGUUCUGCAUUUCCACAGUCAGCCCCUAAAACUCUUUCCUGCUACAUCAGGGGUGCUAAAUCCAGACCCUUCAAAUAUAUACCUUUGGCACCUCUCAAAGAGAUGGCACCUCUAACAAGGUUUCCGUUAGUGCCAACAUCAUUAGUUUCAGAGCCUUCCUGGUUAAAACCAAGUUGCAUGGUGGUGAGUGACAACAAUGAAGCUAUCUGCGACAAACUAAAAGCCUUUUUAUGCCCUGCACCCCACUUGGAGCAGUAAAAUGUUGCACAGGUUCCAGGACUUAGCCAGGAUUCAGUUUACUUAGAAGGGGGUCAGUGGAGACUUAUGGUAAAAAUAAGUGGGGUGGGAAGUGUGCAUGUGGCAGGACUGCAUUUGGGCGCCCUUAGAGC
Messenger RNA from Elgaria multicarinata webbii, 2418 nucleotides. RefSeq names its product cholinesterase-like. Bases 138 to 1868 code for a protein of 576 amino acids. Gene Ontology annotation, biological process: acetylcholine catabolic process; choline metabolic process. Gene Ontology annotation, cellular component: plasma membrane. Gene Ontology annotation, molecular function: acetylcholinesterase activity. The transcript has 4 exons. The record is from RefSeq and is a predicted model, not a curated record. NCBI's taxonomy places the organism in Eukaryota, Metazoa, Chordata, Lepidosauria, Squamata, Anguidae.